Trachemys scripta elegans is the source of this 5167-nucleotide messenger RNA. It is a transcript of the gene EPB41L4A, whose product is annotated as erythrocyte membrane protein band 4.1 like 4A. The transcript has 24 exons. Gene Ontology annotation, cellular component: cytoskeleton. Gene Ontology annotation, molecular function: cytoskeletal protein binding. The record is from RefSeq and is a predicted model, not a curated record. The coding region runs from base 801 to 2861 and encodes 686 amino acids. NCBI's taxonomy places the organism in Eukaryota, Metazoa, Chordata, Testudines, Emydidae.
CCGGAGCAGUCGGGCGGAGGGAGGAGAGGCUGCGCCCGUAGCGCAGGGGCUAGAGCAGCCGUCCUACUGCCCCUCCCCUCCCGGCACCGGCCGUCACCAUCGCCCCUGGAGACAGACACAGCUGAGCUGCUGCCAGGAGCCGGCCCGGGAGAGGGGCAGAGAGCGGCGGCUGCCGGCGGGUCUGGCCACAACGUGGCUGCGCGCUCCCUGCUGCCCGUCGGCAGCCCCCAGCCCCGGCGGGCACCGCGAUGCUGCUGGAGGGCUGAGGCGGUGGCGGCUGCUCCAGACCCGGGCCGGCCGGCAGGGACGAGCUCCUGGGGCGGCUGCUUCUCCAGCCCCCGGGACAUGCUGCUGCUGGGACGGGAGCCGAGGAGAGCAGGGCAAGUCACCGCCCCGGCAGGCGCAGAGAAGAGGCGGCCGCGGCGCCCCCGGCCCAUCCUGGGCCAUUGGGGCUUUGCAGAAUCCGAGUGCAGGUGGAGCCGCGCCCGCCCGGGCAGCGGAAGGAGCUUCCAAUCCCCCCCGGCCUCGCUGAAGACUUUUGCAGGAUGCCCACGGAGGAGUUGUUCCUUAGUGUUUAGUUCACCAUCUUUAUAGCAACUGGAUACUCAGCUUGCCAACAUCCAAGAAGUACCCACACGCCUGCAUCUCCUGGGAUCAUUCUGUUGCAUUGGGACUGCUGAGCUGAAUACAUUUCUUGUUCAUUAGCGGUGGCGUUAAUUAAACGCGCUGCUUCUCCCCCUUCUGGAGCUUGGGGUCGCCUUUAUCUAUCGUUCCCAUUUCCCCCAGACAUCAAAGCAGUGAUGGGUUGUUUCUGUGCUGUCCCCGAGGAAUUUUAUUGUGAGGUUUUGCUUCUGGAUGAAUCCAAGUUGACUCUAACCACCCAACAGCAGGGGAUAAAGAAAUCAACGAAAGGGUCGGUUGUCCUGGGCUACGUAUUCCGUCACUUAAACCUCGUGGAGAUAGAUUACUUUGGUCUGCGUUACUGUGACAGAAGUCAUCAGACGUACUGGCUGGAUCCUGCAAAGACCCUUGCAGAACAUAAGGAAUUGAUAAACACUGGGCCACCAUAUACUCUAUAUUUUGGUGUUAAAUUCUAUGCAGAAGAUCCAUGCAAACUUAAGGAAGAAAUAACCAGGUAUCAAUUUUUUUUGCAGGUGAAGCAAGAUGUUUUGCAAGGUCGUAUGCCCUGUCCCAUUAACAUUGCAGCUCAGCUGGGAGCAUAUGCAAUUCAGUCUGAGCUGGGAGACUAUGACCCAUAUAAGCACACUGCAGGUUAUGUGUCAGAAUACCGAUUUGUUCCAGACCAGAAGGAAGAACUGGAAGAUGCAAUAGAACGGAUACACAAAACUCUGAUGGGUCAGGUUCCUGCUGAGGCAGAGCUGAAUUACUUAGGAGUGGCCAAAUCACUGGAAAUGUAUGGAGUAGAUCUCCAUCCUGUCUAUGGUGAAAACAAGUCUGAAUAUUUUUUAGGAUUAACACCUGUAGGAGUUGUUGUUUACAAGAAUAAAAAACAAGUAGGGAAGUAUUUCUGGCCUAGAAUUACAAAGGUUCACUUCAAGGAAAUGCAGUUUGAACUUAGAGUGCUGGGAAAAGAUUGCAAUGAAACAUCCUUCUUUUUUGAAGCACGUAACAAAACCACAUGCAAACAUCUUUGGAAAUGCUGUGUAGAACACCAUAUGUUCUUCAGAAUGCCAGAAAAUGAGUCAAACUCUCUGUCAAGAAAAUUCAGCAAGUUUGGAUCUGUAGGCUAUAAACAUCGGUACAGUGGCAGGACAGCUUUGCAGAUGAGCAGAGAACCUUCUGUCCAGCUUCCUCGGCCUGACCAAAAUGUUGAAAGAAGUCGUAGUAAGACUUAUCCAAAAAGAAUGGCACAAAUGCAACAGACUGGAUCCAAAAGCAUAAAUCAGGUUACAUCAAAUAUGGAAAAUGGGGAAAAAGAAGGAACCACUAAAAUUAUUGCACCUUCCCCAGUAAAAAGCUUUAAAAAGGCAAAAAGUGAAAAUAGUCCAGAAACCCAAAGAAGUAAAAUAAGUGCACCAUGGGAGGAAAAUGGCCCCCAGAGUGGACUGUAUAAUUCUCCCAGUGACCGCAAUAAAUCACCAAAGUUUCCUUACUCUCGACGACGGAACCCAUCAGGUGGCAGUGAAAAUGAAUCUGGGCAACAAGUUAGAAGAAGAAAAGCCCAGAACAGUGGUGAAGAUUCAGAUCUAAAGCAAAGGAGAAGGUCACGAUCUCGUUGUAAUACCAGCAGUGGUAGUGAGUCUGAAAAUUCUAACCGGGAGCAUCGGAAGAAGAGAAACAGGUUACGGCAGGAGAAUGACAUGGUGGAUUCAGCUCCUCAGUGGGAAGCAGUACUGAGGCAACAAAAAGAGAAAAACCAGGCUGAUCCCAACUACAGGCGAUCCAGGCACAGAUCUCGAUCGAGAAGCCCAGAUGUACAAGCAAAGGAAGAGUUAUGGAAACAUAUUCAGAAGGAACUUGUGGAUCCAUCUGGACUGUCUGAGGAGCAGCUGAAAGAGAUUCCGUACACCAAAAUAGAGACUCAAGGUGACCCAAUCCGCAUUAGACAUUCACAUUCCCCCCGAAGCUACCGGCAGUACCGACGGUCCCAGUGUUCUGAUGGCGAGAGAUCUGUUCUAUCUGAAGUGAAUGCAAAAACGGACCUUGUGCCUCCAUUGCCUGUGACUCGUUCCUCAGAUGGUCAGGGUCCCAGCAUUCCAGCUUCACAACAGAGGCGAAAUGGGUCCAAAGAUAGCCUGAUAGAAGAAAAAUCUCAGAUAUCCACUAACAGCCUGGAUGGAAAACACAGUGCAAAGACAAUAAAAACUGUACAUGCAUCACGCCUCAAGAUAGAGACUUGAUUGCCAUAACUGAGGAUGGUGUAUGGAUUCUGUUCCUUUGAAAUUGGGAAUUACACAACAGUUCAGAUACUCUUUAGCUGGAAAAUGUUUCUUUGGCAUAAGAAAAGAAGAAAAAUGUAAACUGGAGUGGUGGUAAUUUUCUUAAAUUUAAAACUCCAACCUGCUUGCUCUGAAGGGCAAUCACUGUUUUCAUCACUGGUUACAGUUGCUUACGUGAUUGCAAAGAAGUUGACUGGUUAGACAGUUGGAAGGGAAAGUGUUACUACAAUUCAACAAUUGCCAGAUACUGUAUUUUCCAAAGAGGAUCAGAGGAAUUGUCAUGACAGAUCAGACCUUGGUCUAAUUCAUUCAGUUGGCUGUUUCCAAGAGGCCAAGACCGGAUGCUUCGGAGGAAGCGGUAAAACCCUCAUAAUACACUUGGCCAAUUGUGCAAUACUAUAUAAUAGUGAGGAAAUGUCUUCCUGACUCCAUAUGAUGAUCAGCUUAUACUCUGAAGCAUAAUAGCUCUUAUGUUUAUUUUAGCCUAAUGCAACUGCAAACACUGUUCUUGUUCAUACAAAUGUUGAAUCCAUGUUUAGAUAAUUGCCACAAUCGUAUCUUAUGGCAUUGAGUGUCAUGUAAAAAUGGAUUUCCUUUCACUAAUUUUAAAUGUGUUGCCUUUUAAUUUUAAAUAUCUUUUUGUAUUGUGACAGUACUUGAUUAGCCUUCUCUGUACUACUGAUUAUUUUAUAUACCCCUACCACAUCUCUUAAUUUUGUCCAUUGAAAACUACAGUGAAAAAUGUCUUGAAUGGCCCAGGGGCCAGUGUAAUAAGACUAACUAGUACACACAGACUAUAAAUGCUGGCUGGACAAAAUUGUACUAUAAACCUUGGAAACACUUCAAAGUGGCUCCUAAGAUGGGUUGGCUAACAGUUGGUUCUUUGGUGCAGGCUUCAUUGAUCUAGUCUUUUUAAGCUCUUCUCAUAUGAAAUCCCCCAAUAAUUCUAAUAAUUUGUAGUGUCCUUCUCUGGACCGUUUCUUCUGCUCACUCAUUUCUGAGAUAAGAUGACCAAAACUGAAUGCAAUAUGCAAAGUGAAGACAGUAUCAUUGAAUUAUCUAGUGGCAUCUUUUACUCUAUAUUCACUUUGUAAAACAGUGUAACAUCUUACUUGCUUUUUUGACUGCUGUUACAUGUUAAGUAUAUUAUCUUCAAUGAGCUGUUCGCACUGAUGCCUGGAUCUUCUGCUAAGAGGUUAUGUCUAAUUUAGAACCCAUCAUUGCUUCUUUGAAUGUGCUUUACCUUGCACUUGUCAACACUGAAUUUCAUCUACUAUUGUGCUAACCAGUUUCCUGUGUCAGCUAGACUGGUAUGGAGUCAAGCAAAAUCCUUCCCAGGCCUGUAAGUAAUUUUGUACUGAGUAUAUAUUUGCUACCCCACUAACAACAGUCUGGCAGAAGUUGACUAACCAUACUGUACACUACUUGUUCUACUACUGUUUGCUCAGAGUCUACUCUUCCAUACUGAUAGAUGGCUAUUUUAGCCCUACUUUUCUAUGCUAUUGUUUAAAUCAGUUUUUAAUCUAUAACAGGCAUUUACCUCUUAUCCUUGCACUUACCAAGUUUCCUCAAGCACCUCUUGAGAGGGACUUCAUCAGAAGGCUUGGGAAAGACUAAUUUGUCAAGAGACAAGGUGGAUGAAGUAAUAUCUUUUACUGGACUAACUUCUGUGGGUGAAAGAGACAAGCUUUUGAGGUACACAGACUCCCAUAGUAUGUCCUCUCCAUUCACCAAGAGGAGAGUGAGUGAUGCAUCAUGGGAAAUAUAUUCCAGCCAGAAAGCCUGCCCCAGAGGACAAUGGGAGUACAAGACACCUAAACUACAAUUCCUGCUGCAAUGCAUUGUGGCAUCAGUUUGAAUUAGAAAUGUUAUCAUCUUUCAGCAAAAUAUUUUGGCCCAAAGUGGAAACUUUCAGGGCCAGGGGGGAAGGGAGGAGAAGAUUCUCUUUUCUGACCAGAUUUAAUAUUUGUAGAUUCUUCAUUCUUAGUUCCUUUAGAAUGAUGAAUGCCAUCUAGUACAGUAUUGUUUGUAUUGUGGUCAUCCUAAUGAGAAUCAGACUCACACUGUGGUAGGAACUAAAUCCCUACCUCCAUAGAAUUUCAGUCAAAUCUGCUACUAAUUUUUUCCCCAGUAUUUCUAUUUUUGACAUUGCUUCACCUUCACUACCCGUGUGCAGUAAUCCUGGGAUAAAUAUUACCAGUGCCCAGUAUUUUUUUGCAAGUGCGAAAUAACAAAAAACAAAACAAAACAAAACAAAACAAAAAAAA